CGUCCAAAGAUAUCAUUCCCUUCUCACAUACUUUCAUUUUGUGGGAAAUUCAACAAGUUUCGUUUAGGCUGAAACCAACGCUUUUGCUUAACUUUCGUGUUUGCUUUCAGUUUAUUAUGAGUGUGUUCGUCAGUCCAGGAAGGAAGAGAGAAGAGACUCUUCCGGAGUCUGAUCUUCUCGUGCAUCAGCUGUGAUCAUGUUGUGUUUUUGGGGAGCGCAGGUCAGAGAGGGGUUGGGGCUGGUAAAGCCUGACCAAGUCAAACAUGGCAAAUGUGGAAUACGAUCUGUGUGCCCGAAAUCAAAUGUUCAGGACAUGUCAGCUGGAAGGAGUUUUGCUGGAUUCAUCCGGGAUGGGAAGGUCUCGGUCCUGAGAUUGCGCAGUGAAGACAGUGAUGAUCAUCUAGAAUCACAAGAGCUAAAUGACGAAACUGAUGACAAAAUCAGACUGAUAGUCUGUGGAGGAGAUGGUGCUGUUCUUCUUUCUGAUUCAGGAAAAGUUCUCAUCAUGGAUAAAUCUACUGUGUGCAGGUCUCUCAAAGGUCUGGAUAACAGGCAGGUGAUUCAGAUCGCAUGUGGAGACCAUCAUUCAAUGGCACUAACCAACGAUGGUCAGGUGUUCGUGUGGGGUGAGAACUCUCAUGGUCAGCUGGGUUUGAGGAAAGAUCAUCCCGGCUCUCCGUCUGCUCAACAUGUUCAGAGUCUGAGUGGGAUCCCGCUGGCUCAGAUCAGCGCUGGAGGAGACCACAGCUUUGUGUUGUCUCUCUCUGGAGUCGUGUUUGGAUGGGGAAAGAACUCUGCUGGACAGCUGGGCCUCGGAGACACUACAGACAGACACGUCCCAACAAUUAUAAAUAGACUUCAAUUGAAGAAAACUGUGUCCAUCUCAUGUGGAGGAGAACACACUGCCACUUUAUCAAAGGGCGGCACAGUGUUCACAUUCGGAUCCGGAGGUUCUGGUCAGCUUGGGCACAACUCAUUUAGAGAUGAACAUCAUCCGCGGGUGGUUGCUGAACUGUGGGGGUCUGAAGUGUCACAGGUCACAUGUGGGAGACAUCACACGCUUGUAUCAAUCACAUCGUCAAAGCUGAUCUACUCAUUUGGAUGUGGGACGCAAGGGCAGCUGGGAAACGGAGAAAUGAUCAUGCAGUCUGUGCCUUUCCCUGUGGAUCUGCCAACUGAAUGCAAUCAUGAAUAUACGAUUGAAAAAAUCAUCGCUGGGGAGAAUCAUUCCUUUGCCUUGUUUUUCAAAGAACUUGAAAGUAAGGCCAAAUCCAAUCCAAGCAGAGGGGGUUUGACAUUAAAUGACAGAAUGAUUGACCGAUGGCUGUCUGGAACUGAUUCAUGGGCAACAAUAAAACAGGAAAUAAACACUGUGUUCUCCUCCGCUGCCUCUCUGAAUGGAAGUUUUCUCAAAACGAGUUGUGAUGAUCAUUUUCAGACGUCUGCAGAGCAUUGUGGUUUGGAUUUUGAUCUGGUUAAAACAUCCUUUGCAAAGUUAUCAGAGAAUAAAAGCUUGAUAUCAGAGGUAGUGAAGGUGGUUCAGCAGACACUGCUGCCGUCUCUGAAUCCAAAUCCAACUGGUGUGGAAGCUCUGAGAGUUUAUCUUCUCCUCCCUGAACUCAUCAGACAUCUCAAGAAACAAAAAACUGAGCUCACUGAAGCUCUGGCCUCCAAAAUUCAUGAGCUGAAUCCUGAUUCUCACAAGGUGUUAGAGAAGUACUGGUCCAAACUCCCUGAUGAUUGGCUCAAAAGCCUGGUGAGGUUAUUUCGCAAACCAUCUGCUGAGCUGAUUGGCCAGAUUUCUUGUGGUGAAAUGGGCUAUGACUUAACUAAACGCCUGAAGAAGUUUUUGAAGGUCCUUUCAAUGAUCUAUCAGGUCUGCUGCAGUGCCAACAGAGACAUCCCAAACAGGGGUUUCAUCAUUCAUGAGAUCAAUGAUCUGCUAGAUACACUGCUAGCCACCUUGAAGAAACUGUUAUUGCCAUUUUUGUGUUUUGCUUUUCCCGACGAUUGGGAGGAUACGGUGAAAUCGAAAGAUUACUGCUUUGAAUCUAUUAACAUAUUGGUCAAGUUCCCUUUUGUGGCUGACACUGUAUCUAAACAGAGAAUGUUUUCUUAUUUGCAGGGUCAACUUUUAGAGAGCUUUCCAGACCCAGACAGGAUCAUUUUAAAUGGCAACAUGUUGCACAUAAACAGGGAAUCAGUGUUGACAGACACGCUAAAGUAUCUCAGACAAAAAACCCACUCUUUUUGUUAUCCACUGCAGGUGGCGUUCAUUGGGGAGAACGGAGUAGAUCUGAUGGGUUUAUCGGCAGAAUUCUUCUCCCUCCUUUCCCAGUCUCUUCUGAAAUGGGAGAAGAAGGUCCUGGAAGUCCAUGAGAGUUCACUGGUUUGGUUCAAUCCUGAUGGCAUGCAAGCUAAUAGGGAUUUUUACUAUCUUGGCGUUAUCUGUGGAAUGGCGCUCUACAACCAACAUUAUAUAAACAUUGACUUCCCGCUGGCCUUGUUCAAGAAACUCCUCCAGCAGAGUCCCACACUGAAUGAUCUGGAGGAACUAUCUCCUGUGGAGGCCAGAACUUUGAAAAGCCUUCUUGAGGAGGACGAGGACGAAGUAGUGGAUAUGCUCGGUUUCGAGUUCAUGGUCAAAGGAAAAAAGCUCAUCCCAAACGGAGAUCAGAUUCGAGUGACCAAAGCUAAUAGACAGAAGUAUGUGGAUUUGUAUGUCGACUUCAUUUUCAACAAGUCAGUGAAGAAACAGUUCGAGCAUUUUUCAAGAGGUUUCUUUAAGGGCUGCCCACUUGAUGUCUGGAGCAUGUUCCACCCUGAGGAACUCCAGGAGCUUCUCCACGGCUCCCCGAAAUACGAGUGGAAGGAGCUUCAGCAGUGUGCCUCCUAUGAAAAGUGCUCUGCCUCUGAUGAGCUCAUCAAGAACUUCUGGACUGUUUUCUUUGAGUUAUCUGAAGAGAACAAGAGGAAAUUUCUGAUUUUCCUGUAUGGGACGGACCGUGUACCUGUGGGAGGUUUCUCACAGCGCUCUCUGAAGAUUGAACUGCGGGACUGUCCUGAUGCAGAAGACCGACUGCCAGAGGCCCAGACCUGUUUUGGCAGAUUAAUUCUUCCCAAAUACAGCGAUAUCAACACACUUCGUGACAAGCUAAUACAUGCAAUCAACUUUUGUAAGGUUUUUGGACGAGCUUCUCGUGCAUCAGCUGUGAUCAUGUUGUGUUUUUGGGGAGCGCAGGUCAGAGAGGGGUUGGGGCUGGUAAAGCCUGACCAAGUCAAACAUGGCAAAUGUGGAAUACGAUCUGUGUGCCCGAAAUCAAAUGUUCAGGACAUGUCCGCUGUAAGGAGUUUUGCUGGAUUCAUCCGGGAUGGGAGAGUCUCGGUCCUGAGAUUGCGCAGUGAAGACCGUAAUGAUGGAAAACUAAUGCAACUACAGCUAAAGAAUAAAAUCAGACUGAUAGUCUGUGGAGGAGAUGGUGCUGUUCUUCUUUCUGAUUCAGGAAAUGUUCUCAUCAUGGAUAAAUCUACUGUGUGCAGGUCUCUCAAAGGUCUGGAUAGCAGGCCGGUGAAUCAGAUCGCAUGUGGAGACCAUCAUUCAAUGGCACUAACCAACGAUGGUCAGGUGUUCGUGUGGGGUGAGAACUCUCAUGGUCAGCUGGGUUUGAGGAAAGAUCAUCCCGGCUCUCCGUCUGCUCAACAUGUUCAGAGUCUGAGUGGGAUCCCGCUGGCUCAGAUCAGCGCUGGAGGAGACCACAGCUUUGUGUUGUCUCUCUCUGGAGUCGUGUUUGGAUGGGGAAGGAACUCUGCUGGACAGCUGGGCCUCGGAGACACUACAGACAGACACGUCCCAACGGUUGUAAAUAGCCUGAACUGGAAAAAAACUGUGUCCAUUUCAUGUGGAGAGGAACACACUGCCACUUUAUCAAAGGGCGGCACAGUGUUCACAUUCGGAUCCGGAGGUUCUGGUCAGCUUGGGCACAACUCAUUUAGAGAUGAACAUCAUCCGCGGGUGGUUGCUGAACUGUGGGGGUCUGAAGUGUCACAGGUCACAUGUGGGAGACAUCACACGCUUGUAUCAAUCACAUCGUCAAAGCUGAUCUACUCAUUUGGAUGUGGGACGCAAGGGCAGCUGGGAAACGGAGAAAUGAUCAUGCAGUCUGUGCCUUUCCCUGUGGAUCUGCCAACUGAAUGCAAUCAUGAAUAUACGAUUGAAAAAAUCAUCGCUGGGGAGAAUCAUUCCUUUGCCUUGUUUUUCAAAGAACUUGAAAGUAAGGCCAAAUCCAAUCCAAGCAGAGGGGGUUUGACAUUAAAUGACAGAAUGAUUGACCGAUGGCUGUCUGGAACUGAUUCAUUGGCAACAGUAAAGCAGGAAAUAAACACAGUGUUCUCCUCCGCUGCCUCUCUGAAUGGAAGUUUUCUCAAAAUGAGUUGUGAUGAACAUUAUCAGACGUCUGAAGAGCAUUGUGGUUUGGAUUUUGAUCUGGUUAAAACAUCUUUUGCAAAGUUAUCAGAGAAUAAAAGCUUGAGAUCAGAGGUAGUGACGGUGGUUGAACAGAUGCUGCGUUCUCUGAAUCCAAAUCCAACUGGUGUGGAAUCUCUGAGAGUUUACCUUCUCCUCCCUGAACUCAUCAGACGUCUCAGGAAACAACAAAGAACUGAACUCACUGAAGCUCUGGCCUCCAAAAUCCUUCAGCUGGACCCUGAUGCUCUCAAGGUGUUAGAGAAGUACUGGUCCAAACUCCCUGAUGAUUGGCUCAAAAGCCUGGUGAGGUUAUUUCGCAAACCAUCUGCUGAGCUGAUUGGCCAGAUUUCUUGUGGUGAAAUGGGCUAUGACUUAACUAAACGCCUGAAGAAGUUUUUGAAGGUCCUUUCAAUGAUCUAUCAGGUCUGCUGCAGUGCCAACAGAGACAUCCCAAACAGGGGUUUCAUCAUUCAUGAGAUCAAUGAUCUGCUAGAUACACUACAAGCCACCUUGGAGGAUCCGUUAUUGCAGUUAUUGCAGUUGUUGCCGUCAUUGCGGUCUGUUAUUACUGAUGUUUGUCAGGAUAAGCUGAAAUUGAAAGAUUACUACUUUGGAACUAUUAACAUAUUGGUCAAGUUCCCUUUUGUGGCUGACACUGUAUCUAAACAGAGAAUGUUUCAUUACUUGCGGUGGCAACUCUUCAGACUCAGGGCCAAUGGCAAUGUGUUGCACAUAAACAGGGAAUCAGUGUGGUUGGACACACUUACGUAUCUCAGACAAAAAACCCACUCAUUUCGUAAUCCACUGCAGGUGGCGUUCAUUGGGGAGAACGGAGUAGAUCUGAUGGGUUUAUCGGCAGAAUUCUUCUCCCUCCUUUCCCAGUCUCUUCUGAAAUGGGAGAAGAAGGUCCUGGAAGUCCAUGAGAGUUCACUGGUUUGGUUCAAUCCUGAUGGCAUGCAAGCUAAUAGGGAUUUUUACUAUCUUGGCGUUAUCUGUGGAAUGGCGCUCUACAACAAUCAUUAUAUAAACAUUGACUUCCCGCUGGCCUUGUUCAAGAAACUCCUCCAGCAGAGUCCCACACUGAAUGAUCUGGAGGAACUAUCUCCUGUGGAGGCCAGAAGUCUCAAAAGCCUUCUUGAGGAGGACGAGGACGAAGUAGUGGAUAUGCUCUUUUUGGAUUUCACGGUCAAAGGAAAAAAGCUCAUUCCAAACGGAGAUCAAAUUCAAGUGACCAAAGUUAAUAGACAGAAGUAUGUGGAUUUGUAUGUCAACUUCAUUUUCAACAAGUCAGUGAAGAAACAGUUCAAACAUUUUUCAAGAGGUUUCUUUAAGGGCUGCCCACUUGAUGUCUGGAGCAUGUUCCACCCUGAGGAACUCCAGGAGCUUCUCCACGGCUCCCCAAAAUACGAGUGGAAGGAGCUUCAGCAGUGUGCCUCCUAUGAAAAGUGCUCUGCCUCUGAUGAGCUCAUCAAGAACUUCUGGACUGUUUUCUUUGAGUUAUCUGAAGAGAACAAGAGGAAAUUUCUGAUUUUCCUGUAUGGGACGGACCGUGUACCUGUGGGAGGUUUCUCACAGCGCUCUCUGAAGAUUGAACUGUGGGACUGUCCUGAUGCAGAAGACCGACUGCCAGAGGCCCAGACCUGUUUUGGCAGAUUAAUUCUUCCCAAAUACAGCGAUAUCAACACACUUAGCAACAAGUUUAUACACGCAAUCAGCUUUUGUGAGGUUUUUGGACGAGUGUGAAAUUCCCACAAGGUUGCAACCCCAAAUUAUAGGCUGUAGAGUCACAGAUUUGCCACACAGAUGUAACACAGACCGCUCUUGUUGGGAGCAAAACAUUUUGCUUAAUGUUGUCACAUUAUGUAGAUUUAUAUAGUUCUCAUAAAAAAUUUAAUAUUUGUAAAUAAACAAUAUGAGAGCUAUAUUCUAUUUUUAGCACUACUUUGUAAUUUUUAUCACAUUAUAAAAUAUAUUUUGGUAUGUCACCUCAUAACCUUAUUCCGUUCAUGUUCUGUUAUUUGGUGUUUAAAUAAAAAGACAUUCUCCUAAAUACUUCUCAUAUUAUCUAUCUUUUAAAUGAUAUAAAUAUCAUAAGACAUGGAACAUAAACGUCAACAGAACUGGAAAAAGCGUAUGUACUAAGUUAUUAUUUUGAUUUUAUAUGAAGCAAUGAGACGAAAUUCAAAUUCACCCAAUUUUUUUCACAACUGACAAAGAUAUGAAGUCUUACAAGCAGGUGUAUACAUGCAAUACCAGUUU
Molecule: messenger RNA, 6724 nt
Organism: Onychostoma macrolepis
Lineage: Eukaryota; Metazoa; Chordata; Actinopteri; Cypriniformes; Cyprinidae
Biological process (GO): ubiquitin-dependent protein catabolic process; protein ubiquitination
Molecular function (GO): ubiquitin protein ligase activity
Source: RefSeq, a predicted model, not a curated record